Messenger RNA from Volvox carteri f. nagariensis, 2250 nucleotides. RefSeq lists its product as uncharacterized. The record is from RefSeq and is a predicted model, not a curated record. The transcript has 13 exons. Bases 1 to 2250 code for a protein of 749 amino acids. NCBI's taxonomy places the organism in Eukaryota, Viridiplantae, Chlorophyta, Chlorophyceae, Chlamydomonadales, Volvocaceae.
AUGUUUAUAAUAAAGAUAUGCACAAACUUGCAAACGGGCACACCUUGCCAGGAGUGCCCGGGCGAGGGCCUUCAUGCGCUAGCGCCGCCGUACCAAACGCCGCCGCCGCAGCAGAACAUGCAGCUGUACCAAACGCCGUACGCGGGUUCCCUGCCGCAUCCGCCACCGAUACCACCGCAUCCGCCGAUGCAGCCUCCGCAGCUGCAGCAGGCGCAGCAGCAACAGCAGCAACAGCAGUUCAUACCACAUCCCAGCCAGCUGGUCCCAAGGCUGCCGUACCAGCCACCACUGCACCAACCCCAGCAUCACCAGCACCCAGCGCAAUACCAGUACCACCGCCAACCCAUGCAACACCAUAACCAUCAGCUGCAGCAGAACCCCCAGGACCUCGCCACUCGAGCAGCUCACCCUGGAGUUCGGGGACCUGCUGGGCAAAGCUUGCGAGCUUUGAAGGCAGGGGAUGACGAGUCUCUGCAACACACAGCAGUCCUGCACUCCAACACACGACAAAGGGCCCUGCACACGAUGUUCCGAUCCAAUCUGGAACACAGCUGGUCCAUUCCAGAUGUCUUUAUACGAGGGGGAUGUUUCCGUUCGCCCGUCGGCCACGCAACCGCCUUAGUGUGUGUUACAUGGUUGGGGGCACUUGUGGAGAUGGAGGACAAGGACGGCAUUCGACCGCUGGAGUCGGGCAACGGCGCAUCGCUGCCGUCGCCGCCGCCGCCAACUGGGCACUGGGACCUCGCCGCCAAUGGUGGUGGCCACGAUGGCGGCGGCGAAGGAUCCCGUACGCAACUGCCGCCGUCGCCGUCGCCGAUGCGGUUACGCUUACCUCUACGGGUGGCUUACGAGGAACUUUGUGUCGCUGAUCCUUUGCUGCGGGCACGACUGCUUGGCGACCUGGCCGUACGCUGGUUGGAGAAGAACGCCUGGCGCAGCCCGCUGGAGGCGUUGCUUGGCAGGGGUGUACGGCAGCGGAGCAUGGACCGCAUAGGGCCUUUUGAGUGUCUGGACGAGCAGCAGCAGGCCAAUUGGGACAGAAACCGUCGUACAUUGUACAGCCACGUUGUGGUUGUAGCGCGAGCCGCCAUGGAGACGACGGCUGCAGUAGCAGCAGCGGCGGCGCCGAUGGUGCCGAAGGUUGAGCACAACGACCAUAAGUACACGCGCGGCAGCGGCGGUAGUGAUGGUGCUGGUGCUGGUGAUGGUGAUGGCAGUAGCGGCACAGCGGCUGCCACAUCGAUUGCCACGUCUUUUGGCCGCGCCAGUGGGGAUGGUAACCCUGCUGUGCCUGCUCCGGAACCACGGCCGUCACUCUCGUCCAUACGGCGCUUCCUGCAAGUGACGGACUACCUGGCGGAGGGGCUGGCCGCGCACCUCCUGGCUCCGCCCUCACCACCGCCCAUGACUCUGACGGCGUCGCCAACGCCCACCCUCGCCACUUCCCCGCUCCUGCCGGUAGCCGUGCGGCCGCCACCCGGGGCUGGCCCCGCGGCUGAUCCAUUGGCACCUCGCGGUGCUGAGGCGGUGCUGGCCGCCGCCAACUGUGCAGACGGCGAGGGCGGCCAUGGCUCCGGCGCGCCGUCAGCUCACUCCUCAGCUCAGUCCCAAGCGCCCUGCUCGAGUUUCAUCAAUCUCACCGCCAUGCGAGCGAACAGGUUGGCUGUAGCAGUGGAUUGGGUCCCCUCACAGGCGGGCUUAGCGCAGGUACCCGCCGGCCGCACCGCCACGGCUGGCGCCACCAACGGCGACGGCAAUCAACUCAACUUGGCCAUGCCCGGCGCCACCGCCGGCCAUGCUGCCGGUUGCCAGGCUCGCAGCCCGCCUGCCGCGGCCGCCAAUAUAAACGCUGCGGAUGGCCCCGCGGCCGUGCCGCUCAAACGGCCCCCACCACCGUCGUACGACGGCGACGUAAUCAGACAGGAUCAUGACGUGCCAUACGCGGGAGAGCUAAGCCGCGGCGUGUCCGGCAGAGGCGGCAAGAGGAGAGGCCGUCGCAGGAUCAGCACAGCGGACGUGGCGACGGCGGCGGCGGCAGCGGCUGCUGCGGUGCCACAGGGCCCGAUUCCGACGCCGCAGCUGUCGCCGCCGCCACAGCCGCCACCGCAUGGAAGCAUGGCACCAAGGGAGGUGCCAGGGUGCAAGCGCGAGGGAGGGGAGGAGGAGGUGGAGUACUUCGUGCCCUGGGCUAAGAAGCAUGUUUUGUGUGAUGUCCUUCCGGCUUUAGCUACGAUGUCCGGCGCGACAUAA